This is a messenger RNA of Histoplasma capsulatum G186AR, 765 nucleotides long. RefSeq lists its product as uncharacterized. The transcript is spliced from 4 exons. Lineage: Eukaryota; Fungi; Ascomycota; Eurotiomycetes; Onygenales; Ajellomycetaceae. The record is from RefSeq and is a predicted model, not a curated record. Bases 1 to 765 code for a protein of 254 amino acids.
AUGAGCCCAUUGGCAACAAAGGAAAGCAGACACAUAGGCCGGAAAGAAGACCGGCUCUACGCAGAAAUCCAGUGGGCCAUCGACAGAAGAAAACCUCCCGGGUUCCUAUCCGAGACAUUGGGUCGUCAAAGCCUGAAAGCACCGGAACACCCAAACAAGUCAAAUGGAUCCGUGGGGACGACUACAAAUGUCACUACCUACAAGAGAUCUUUGUCCCAAGGCAUGCUACAGUAUCAUACAGGGUCCACCCCGCAGCGCUCAAGAAUCCGAUGUGAUAGAUUGAAGGACCGGCAAUACCUUUUUCCGAGACACAAAUUUACCCCUUUUCUCGACUGUCAUCCGAGCGAUCUAUCGGAUGUCGUGGACACGGUGGCCUUGAGCGGGGGAUUCCCCUUGAAUUCUUCGACAACCGUGGACUCCGUGCCCAGGGGGAGACGUGGGCGUCGCCGCCUGUCUGGUGAAAACAUCUCCAAAGGGGCUAUCAAGGAUAUGUAUAAAAAGAAGGAAUUAGAGUCUACUUUAUACUUCCGGAGUAGCCCUCUUAUGUUUCAAGACGAUACCAACACGCCCAGCGCGUUUUGGAACGAGCAACGCCAGAGACGGACGAAGACGGGGUGUGUGCGGGUCUACCGUUAUCUCCCAAGGGAUCAAAUUCCCGCUGUCGUCGUCUUGAUGGCUCAAACAUCAUACAACCUUCAGCGCCUAUAUGACUUCCGCUUCAUUGUGGCAGGUGGUAGGAACAGUAGGAUCGGCCAAUGGUCUUAA